Physella acuta is the source of this 5145-nucleotide messenger RNA. Its product is annotated as guanine nucleotide-binding protein G(q) subunit alpha. Gene Ontology annotation, molecular function: guanyl nucleotide binding; GTPase activity; G-protein beta/gamma-subunit complex binding. The record is from RefSeq and is a predicted model, not a curated record. Gene Ontology annotation, biological process: adenylate cyclase-modulating G protein-coupled receptor signaling pathway. Lineage: Eukaryota; Metazoa; Mollusca; Gastropoda; Physidae. Gene Ontology annotation, cellular component: cytoplasm; heterotrimeric G-protein complex.
CGCCUUCCGUCGUGUCAUUUUAUCAACAGCGCACAUUGAGCGAAGGGUCGAGGGAUUGAAUGCAGGUAAUGGAAGCGUUGGAUUGUUCGGAUUUCUAGCAUUUCAUUCUUAUUCGGCCUAAAUGUGGCCUGUCGCCUGUGUUGUGCUGGGACAGAUUUAGGGGAAAAUUCGUAUGCGUUCGGGUUUUCCCGCAGACAGCAGAGACACCAGUAGCGGCGUGCGGCAGACAUUGUAGUGUGUUGUUUAAAAACUUGUCGGAUGUUGCUUGUGGAAACUCUAUGUGUAGACUCGCGUUGAUCUAUUGACGAGGGGCGCACGAGACAGACCCCCCUUGUUGUCUGGAUUGUUGCAUAGGAUACACCCCCAGCUAGUUACAAACAGCCAACAUGGCUUGUUGUUUGUCCGACGAUCUCAAGGAGCAGAAGCGAAUCAAUCAAGAGAUCGAAAAACAGCUACGAAAGGAUAAAAGCAAUGCACGGAAGGAGCUCAAACUUCUUCUCUUGGGUACUGGAGAAUCUGGUAAAAGUACCUUCAUUAAACAGAUGAGGAUUAUCCAUGGUGCUGGCUAUUCAGAUGAGGAUAAACGCAGCCAUAUCAAAAUUGUAUACCAAAAUAUAUUCAUGGCCAUGCAUGCAAUGAUAAGAGCAAUGGAUACACUCAAUAUUCAGUAUAUAAAUCCAGCAAAUCGGGAAAAUGGCAACAUGAUUCGUCAAGUUGAUUAUGAGACAGUUACAACAUUUGACAAGCCUUGUGUGGAUGCUAUUAUUUCACUAUGGAAUGAUGAUGGCAUACAAGAAUGUUAUGACCGCAGGCGUGAAUAUCAGCUUACAGAUUCUGCAAAAUAUUACUUAGACAGUGUGGAAAGAAUCUCACAGCCUGAUUAUUUGCCCACAUUACAAGACAUUCUACGUGUAAGAGUACCUACAACUGGUAUUAUUGAAUACCCCUUUGAUCUGGAUAGUAUAAUAUUUAGAAUGGUGGAUGUAGGAGGUCAGAGGUCAGAACGCAGGAAGUGGAUCCAUUGUUUUGAAAAUGUAACGUCCAUCAUGUUUUUAGUCGCCUUAAGUGAAUAUGAUCAGGUCUUGGUUGAAUCGGAUAAUGAAAACCGUAUGGAGGAAUCCAAAGCCUUGUUUAGAACGAUUAUCACAUACCCGUGGUUCCAGAAUUCAUCUGUCAUUCUUUUUCUCAACAAGAAAGAUCUCUUGGAGGAGAAGAUUAUGCACUCGCAUCUUGUAGACUAUUUCCCUGAAUUUGAUGGUCCAAAGAAAGAAGCAAGCACAGCUAGGGAAUUCAUCUUAAAAAUGUUUGUAGAACUAAAUCCUGAUCCAGAUAAGAUCAUCUACUCUCAUUUCACCUGUGCCACAGAUACUGAAAAUAUAAGGUUCGUGUUUGCAGCAGUGAAGGAUACCAUUCUCCAACUGAAUUUGAAAGAAUACAACUUGGUUUGAGCGAGGGGACAGCUUUUUCCUCUCAGUAAACCCAUGCGCCCCUACACUCAUCAUCACCACCCACUGGCCUGUCAGAUGCCUACCCCCACCCCUCAACUGUUUUUCUUGUUGCACCACAUCCAAAGACACCCACCAUCUGAGAAGAGACCAAUAUCAUGGCAAAACUUUCAGGAUCCCAGGUCAAGGUUGAAUUCACAAGUUCAAAGUUCAUGUAUUUAUGUUUUGGUGUUUGCACAAACAGGUUAUUUCUGUGGACCUACCAUCCUGUCCUCAAGCAACUGCUAUCCAGAAUAUAAAGGCAACACUGUGUAAAACUUCUUUCUUUUGCACAUAUAAUGUAAAGCUGUGCACCCAGUCUUGAAGAAAUCAAAUUAGAUACAUUUUGUUAAGAAAAACAUCUUCUGAAACGGUCUUAAUGCUUAGGAAUGAUAGCUGAUGAAGCCAUGUGUUUGAAUCAUCACUGAAAUGUUCUCUUGGACAUGUUAAUUCUACUUCUGUUUCUGGGCUUUCUUCAGGUGGAGAUUGUGUUCUAAUGGAUUGCCAUUUGAGAGGAGGGAUUUAAAAAAAAAAACAACAAAUUAAAUCUAUGUAAAUUUUCACCAUGUUUAAUUUCAGUACUAUAAGUGUAUGUAUGUAUGUAUAUAUAUACAUGUGUGUACGUUUGUGUAUAUAUGUAUAUGCAUAUGUAUAUGGCUGUGUAUAUAUGUGUGUAUGUAUAUAUGUAUAUAUACAUGUACAUGUAUAUGGCACAUGCUCAUAUAUAUAAUAUGUAUGUAUAUCCAUACAGACAUGCAUUAGUAAAAACAUUUUUAUUAAGGUUUGAUAUGCAUGGAACAAAAUAUGACAAAUCAUCCAUAUGAUACCGACCUAGUGGUUACUUUGUUUAUUUUAAUGUCUUUUCAGUUGGAUCAUUUUUAUUACUACAGCUCUUUAUAAAACAGUAGUAGUUUUCAAUGAAUGAUUGUUUGUAAGGUUUUUCAACCAACCACCUUGCUGGGUAACUGAUUGGAAAAAGAUAAAUAAUUAUUGUGAAGAAAGUGAUUUGUUUGAUGUUUUAAUAAAUAUAUAUAUAUCUUAUUGUGUGUGUAUGUAUAUAAAUGUACAUAUAUAUGUGUAUGUAUAUAAAUAUAUAUAUAUGUAUACAUAUGUAUGUAUAUGUGUGCAUGUAUAUAUAUAUAUUUAAAUAUAUAUAUAAUAAUGAGUGUGUGGUUGGCUAGGUCAAUAUAUGAUACACUUUCAGAUUAUGUUCUCUGUUUGAACUCAUGUAUACUCAUCUGAGGCUUGUGGAGAGUUUAUUGAAAAUUGUGGGUGUUGUUUUGAUUGCCCGAUUCGGGCUUGUUGUAUUUAUACUAAAAUUUAUACAUACAUAAAUUUAUAUAUGUGUGAAUAUAUGUGUAUGUAUACCUCUAUAUGCACACACAUAACAUUUACCCUAAAAUGAUUUCCUCUCAGCAAGCUCUUAGAUUUUGCAAACCAAAAUUGUUUGGCUUUUGGUGUCAGUCAUUUUGUGCAUGAUAAAACAUUUGCAUCAGUUCUACAUUUCUACACUGCAAACUCUACAAGGUUUUAAUUAAUAGAAUAUUUAUGGCGUGUUUCUUCUCUAAAAUUGCUCAAAAUUUUUUUUUCUGUUUUUAGCACAACCAAAUUUUUCAUACAACAGUAUUGCAGAGAUGCUGAAUAGUACCAAUUGUGACAGAUUUUUUAAAUAAUUUUCAGAACAUAAGCUAUAACUGACAUUUUUUUCUUCCACUUGCAUUUGAAUUAAAAUGAACUAAUUUACUCAGAUCACACAAAAUUUUCUAGAAUAAAAAAUGUAUACUAAAAAAUGUAUCUGUGUAUUGGACUAGUUUGGGACUACAUUGUAUGCUUAUCAAAUGGGUUUUAAAAAUUAGCCAUUUAACUACCAUGUAUGCUUAUAAAAUGGGUUUUAAAAAUUAGCAGUUUUACAAUAAUUUUUUUAUUUUUGUCAAUAAAAAGAUAACAGUAUACAAAUUUUAUUUAGCAGUAUUAGUGCCAAUUUACAUAUUAAAUGUUGAUAACUAUUUGUAAGAAUGAUAAAUUUGUUACCAAUUUCAAAAACCGGUCGUAGCAAUUUAUAAUAUACGAUAAAAUGGAUUCUAAUCAGGAUCAGCAUAAUAGGUUUUUUUAAAGAAUGAAUCAAACAGCCUAAUGGAAUUGUUUCUACAUCUUCCUGUUGUCUGGGUUAGAGGAUUGUUCAAAUUUGUGGGAUCAAAUUUCACUGCAUUAUUGUAUAACUAGUGUGCUGCAGCACUGCGUGUGUGUGUAAGUCUACUGCACGUGAUAGCUUUGUUUGAAGCCAAUGCUUGGUUGUUGCCACCACUCUGUCAGACACAUAUGGAUUAGAAACUAACCAGUUACAAACAUGUCUCAGCAUGCCCACCUUUCCUUACAUGUUUUAUUGACAUUCAAUUUAUUUAUAAAUUUAUCCUAUAUUUUUUCUUUAGCUCAAUGCAUGUUAUAAAAUCUAAAAUUAAAACGCACAUUGUAUUUAUAUAUUAUAAACAGAUAGCUACUAAUAAAACUAGUUUGUUACAAAAUUUUUAUGUAAGAAUUCUAUAUAAUUUUAACCUUUUCAUCUAAGAGAACUAUAUCAUAAAACUUGAAACUGUACAUUCAUGUUUAAAACUAUUGUGGCAAUUUUAAAUUAUAAAAUUACUAAAAAUUUACCAUUACAAAUUUGUAUUCUUUAAUUUUAACUAUUUCCUUCUGAAAUUUUUUUUAGAAGAAAUAAACCUGUAAUUACAAUGAAAUGUGUGUCUGGCAGAGGCUAAUUUAUUUACACUAUAAGUUAUUUGUUUCAUUGAUUUCUUAAUGACAGUUAAUAUUUAUUGGUUUGUUUUACAUUUUUUUUAUGUAUACAGUGUUACUAAGAAAUUUAUUAUGUGCAAUUCCCAUACUUUAUAAUUUUCUUAUCACAAAUUGCCCCCUUUUCUCCCAGUCAUUCUUAUUAUAAUGAAAUUAAGUAGUGUAAAUUUUUAAAUUGUCCACUUUGUUUCAAGGGGGAGGAGGGAGGGUAGGGGGAUUCAUCAUGAGGUUUUCCCUACCAAUAUGUAUAAUUCAUGUUAUGUAUUAUGACAACAAACCUGUUCAAUGUUUUUAUCAAUAUCUUCAUUGCUUUUUUCCCCCUCUAUCUGAAAACAUUUCAAGCUCUUGGUCAUUUGUGUAACCAAACAUGUUUGCCUGUUUAAAAAAAAAAUUAAAUUGUAUUUAUAAUUAAUUAGCAGAAAUAUUUGUUUUUGCUGGGGUAAUUACCCAGCUUUAGAUUAACUGUUUAACCUUGGCUUUAUCACAUGAAGAGAAUUAUUUUUCUGCUCUUGUUUGGACUCAAACCAUCAGUGUUUGAAAUACAUACUGGAUUGAGGUUGAUAAAACUCAUUGCAUCAAAAUGUUUCUCACAGAUAAUUAUAAUAGCUCUGUAACAUUUACCCUUUUUAUAACACUAUUUUUUCAUGUGCAAUUUUAAUCAAUUAAAAAACAAAAAAUGAUUGUUGUUUAUUUUUUUUUUUUGUUUUUUUUUCCCUUCUGAACUAUAAUGAAAAAAGUGAAAAUGAUUUUCAGUUGUGUGAGUUACUUUUAAUAUGUGACAAAAACUUAGAGCAGAAGUGUGAAUGAUAGUGGAAUGCUCAUGAAUUAUGACUUGUUAAAAGUAUGUAGAAUUAAAAAAAAACAUUUUAUG